GUGUUUCUAAUCAAAUCGAAAGUGAUAUCGCCCUAACAGACUGCAAGCGCUAAAGGAUACGGUGCAGCGCUAAAAAAAAAAAGUCUAGCGCUGUUACUGAUACGAAAACCUAACACUGAGCGAGAUGAGUCGAAUGCGCGAAGAAGUAGAGUUGGAAAAAAGUGUCAGGCGACUGAGGGAGAAGUUUCAUGGACUUGUUGAAAUUGACAAGGCUGUUCUACUCAUGCGACGCUAUGGAAACAACCAUCGUAUGGUUGCAAUGUGUGUCGCCCUAAUGGCAGAUAGUGACAGGGAGCUGGACGAGGAAGACAAGACAGCUUUGAAUAAUGACCCUGUAGCUAAGAAUGUGAUUAUGAAACUCAAAGCUGAUGAAAAACAACAGGAAGAAAAACCUGCCAAGUCAUCUGGAUCCACUGGUGCAAGACCAUCAGCAAAAGCUCUGGGAAAAGAAAAGGAAAAAGCAAAUGAUGAUAAGGAUAUAGCGGAGCUUGGGGCGCGUCUACGGGUUCUGCCAUUAACAGUGGACAACAAACGAAUGUUUGACCAGGCGCAGGCAAACCAGAUCCCUUCUGUCAUACAUCAGUUUGCCUGCGAGUCAUGUGACAGGGACUGGUGGCGACGGGUGCCUCAGAGGAAAAGGGUGUCGCGCUGUCAUCGAUGCAAAAAGAAGUAUGACCCUGUGCCAGCCGACAAAAUGUGGGGUAUAGCAGAGUUUAACUGUCCAAACUGCUCUCGGACCUUCAAGGGUUUUGGUCGGAUGGAUGGACGUUCCCCUUGUUACGGCUGUCGCUCAGCUAUUUUCCCAUCAAAGAUUCUACCACCAAGGAGGAGGGGCAUGAUUCCUGGGCCUAGACAAAGAAAUCAACACAGCUGCCUUGCUGAGGACUGUUAUAAUCGAAUGGAGCCCCAUGUUCCUGGUACCGAAUGCGUUCACCCGCACAGCAGACAGAAGAACAGGAAGCCGCGUGUGGUGUACCCCAGCUCCACGCACAUCAGCAGCGGAUCCACUGUCAACACCUGUCUGAGUCAGGGCAGUCUGAUAGAAAGCAUCAAUCAGCUCAUUCUAGAUGACAUUGAAGAAGAGUCUGAAGAAGACUCUGACAGCAGCAGCAGCAGCAGCUGAGGCAACAGCAGAGAUCAGUGUAAAGGACUGACGUCGCUUCAGUCGUUGCUUUGAAUGAAACAUGCGCAGUCUCUUAAUACAAUUCAGUGUGAUUCACUCAAAGUAACAAAUGUGCAAAGGUGUAAGCAGCCUGAAUGUUGACAUAUGUCACUCACUGUAGGCUGUAUGAACACACACCAAACAAUGAAUUUAAAAGAAACAAAAAAAAAAGGAAUGUUUGACGAUGGACAGUUGAAUUAUGGAUCAGUUAAUGAACAGUGAAGCAGUGUGUGAAAGAGUGAGAAUUCGGUUCUCAGCCAUAUAGAUGAUGAGCUGAAAUUACAUGAAACUGUAAUAUAGUCAACAAACCUGGAAAUACCUGGAAAAACAGAUGGAAUGUCUGUCAGCCAAUCAGAAUCAAGCUUUCAACAGCACUGAUAUAAUGUUAACUUCAUAGCUGAUUUGAACAGAUUUCUCAUUCACUAAAACAACUUCCACUUCUUAAAGGGUUAGUUCACCCAAACAUGAAAUUUCUGUCAUUAAUUACUCACCCUCAUGUCGUUCCAAACCCGUAACAUCUUCAGAACACAAAUUAAGAUAUUUCUGAUGAAAUGUGAGGGUAUCUGAUCCACACAUACACAUACACACAAUGAUACUGCACCUUUUUCAGGUCCAAAAAGGUAGUGAAGACAUCGUUAAAAUAGUCAACGUGACUACAGUGGCUCAACUUUAAUGUUAUGAAGCGACGAAAAUACUUUUUGUGCCCAAAAACACAACAAAAAUAAUGACUGUCCCAUGUCAUACUGCUAUGCUAUUUUCCUUGCAGAAUGCAGAGCUUUCGUGUUCACGUCUGAACGCGGGCUCAGUAUGAAACUGUAUAAUACUGAGCCGCCCCUCGGACAUAAACAUUGAAGCUCUGCAACGAAAAUAGCGUAGCAGUAUGACAGGAGACAGACGAAUUUGUUGAAUAAAGUCAUUUUUGUUUUGUUUUUGGGAACAAAAAGUAUUUUCGGUUGAAUCACUGUAGUCACGUUGACUGUUUUAUCGAUGUCUUUAGAAUUUCUGGUCCUCAAAAAGGUGCAAUGACGUUCCUGCCUAUGUGUGGAUCAGAUACCCUCAGAUUUCAUCAAAAACAUCUUAAUUUGUGUUCUGAAGAUGAACGAAGGUCUCCCGGGUGUGGAACGACAUGAGGGUGAGUAAUAAAUGACUGAAAUGUCAUUUUGGGUGAACUAACCCUUUAAUCUUUGAAUUCCACCAUACUGUUGGUUAGUAACUUUAUUUGCAUAUGAUCAGUUUGUUCUGCCAUUGUUAGGAUCAUAUCAAAGGAUUCAUAAGCCACACUUGAGAAUAAUCAUCAAAUUAUAUGAUAUGACACCAAAGAACAGCGUAUUUCAAAUAUUCAGUUUGAUUUGUCAAUUUAUUUCACAUGCCUAAAUCUUUGUUUUACCUAUAGGUUUACAUUUCUCUCGAAACCUGUUUUGUCUGAAAUUCCACUAACAAAAGACAGGCACUCAAGAAAAAAGCAGUCCACUCCUGAUUAAUAUAACAGGUUUGCUGCUAUGUCAGCCUUUUGUAACAUGCUGUUAUACAUAAACGUUGCAUGGUGAACUCAAUAUCAGGGACAUGUGCAGGGAAAAAGACAAACAUUGAGUUAAACCUACUAUUAAUUUUAUCUGGAAUAAAUGUGGAUUUUAUGAGAAGA
Megalobrama amblycephala (Wuchang bream) is the source of this 2804-nucleotide messenger RNA. It is a transcript of the gene shfl, whose product is annotated as shiftless antiviral inhibitor of ribosomal frameshifting. Gene Ontology annotation, biological process: viral translational frameshifting; innate immune response. Gene Ontology annotation, molecular function: sequence-specific mRNA binding; ribosome binding. NCBI's taxonomy places the organism in Eukaryota, Metazoa, Chordata, Actinopteri, Cypriniformes, Xenocyprididae. The transcript has 10 exons. The record is from RefSeq and is a predicted model, not a curated record. The coding region runs from base 125 to 1123 and encodes 332 amino acids.